AUGGAUCAAGAAUCUAUCCGUCGUCUCUGUCACUUCGGUCUUUACGACGAAGAUUACGCCAAGGCGAAGGGACUUAAACCAUUUUCUUCUCACGAUGAAAGUGCUAGAUUGUUGAUGUGCUGGGAUUGGGGCUUGUCUCAGUCACUUGCCGGACGCUCUGACACUAUAGCUGCCAAGCUUGCAGAACAAAGUUCUCACAAAUGCUCGCAUAUUCCUUUCACAGAGCUUGUUCGACGGGCCUAUGGACUACCCUCGCCAGCGAUUGAGGGUUUCCUUCAGGUAUACGACUCUAUCGAGUCGAAAAUUUACAGCACCUUUACUCGAAACCUCCAGCAUCUCGGGCUUUUGGUUGAAUUGAAACAAAGUUUGAAGGAAAUAGAUGCAGAUCCAUUUUUGUACGCUGCGAUUAAGAAGGCUUUGCAACGCGUUGUGCUCCAAAGAAAGCCACACGUGCCAUUAGUUGAUGAAAACUUGGAGAAUGGCACGCCGGAGCCAGACGAACGACUCCAAUGGAUCAUCGAGCCACUGCAGCGACUGCUCCAGACCCCCGACACCGCUCGGAAUAUAUUACAACAACUAGAGAUCUUAGAGAAACGGUUCUACAAGCUCUACAGAUCCCCUGAAGCCAGUUGGGGGCCAUUCAAUACCGAUACAUCAUUCUUUGGACAAGUUCAAUGGAUUGACGUGUCCGAAUUUGCCAACGCUUUGUCGAGGAAGGAUCAAGUUUUCUUUUCGCAGUACAUUGAGGAUGCCCUCUGUGUAAAAAAGGACGAUCAUGCUCGGCGAAUACUCAACACACGAUGGAACGACCUCAGCCUUGCGGUUGAAGAGUGUAUGGUUGCUAAUGUUGAUGAUGUUCCUCGGAAAAUUGAUCAUUUGGCCAAGGAGCUCUAUCGUGUUCGCAACUAUUAUUCUCUAACAGCCAUCAUCCAGGGCAUCAAAGCAAGUGGCCUUCACACAGAAGCAUUGGGAGACUUUGGCUACCUCAUCUAUUCAGAGAAUAAUUAUGAGAGGUAUCGGCGACGAGCCAACACUAGACCCGGAAUGGACUUCUUUUAUCCUGCACUCAGUGCCGCUGUCAGGGGAAAUUUCACGCUCGCAGAGGGGGUGAUUCGUCGGUGGGGCCAAUACCCCGUCGUUCCUGUGUGGAAACCUUUCACGCUGGCCUACCGCUCAAAUAUGGAGACUAACAGUCCCCCAUCAACUUCCACCAUGCCUACGCCUCAUCAUCUCUACCGGGCCACCUCAGGGGGGGCCGACUCUCAAUAUGCGCCAAAUACACAUCUUUCUAACCCUUUUUUAUACUCUCAACAGCCAGUCAACUUCACCGAACUCCCUCUGCGAAGCUACCAAAGGCCCGAUCUAGUAGACCCCCUGGCUGACCAGCGCCAACAGCAAAAUUGGACACUUCCCACCUCUUUCGAGCUACCCUUGAACCAGCGCGACCUCAGUGAUAACACAAAUAUCAACGCUCUGUCUCCCACAAGUCUAUAUAAUCAAAACUACGAUCUCCGUCUGAAAUUGUCCAUUCCCUACCAUGGAAACCAAUUGGCGGAUGAUGAGAGGAAUGGGACUCUAGUUGAUGCCAAGGGAAUGCUGUGA
Molecule: messenger RNA, 1602 nt
Organism: Penicillium hordei
Lineage: Eukaryota; Fungi; Ascomycota; Eurotiomycetes; Eurotiales; Aspergillaceae
Exons: 6
Coding region: 1-1602 (533 amino acids)
Source: RefSeq, a predicted model, not a curated record